GAUCCUCCCGUAUAUUGUAUAAAAGGUUCUUUAGGAACCGUGGUCUCCUAAUAGAAUAGAACCACUAAAUUAGGGUUUAAAUCACAGUUUUAAGUUUCAAUGAAGCCAACCAUGGCGAGUGAAGAGCUCCUCAAACCCUUCUACCAGAGAGCUACCGAAGCCGAGGAACGGCUAUCCAGACUAGAAGCUGUUCUAGCGGGCAAUAAAGAUGCUGGAAAUCAGGAACUUUCCCAGUUAAUAAGUGAAUUACAGGCAAAGUUAGAAGAUGCAAAUGCUGAGACACUUUCAGAGCGAGAAAAGGCUAAGAAGCUGGCCAUGGAAAAUGAAAAACUCAAAUAUCGCAUUGCCCAUCUUGUCCAAGCAGUUAAGGUGGCUGACCAGAAAUUAGAGUGCAUGAGAGGUGAUGUUUCCGAAGCAACAGCACAGACAUCAUCAAAAUUUGAGACCAUGAGAUUGUGAGUUUGGACCAUGAGAUUGUUCACAUGUUUCUUGUUGAAGUGGUCUGAUUAUACCUGUACAAUGCAAGGCAUCUGUAAAACUUUCCUUUCGGAUUUCUAUAAUCAUUUGGAUUGAUUGGUACUUAGCAUGAACAAAAGGCCAUGAAUGAAAAUGCCCUUUACUUUGAAAUAAA
This is a messenger RNA of Gossypium raimondii (Peruvian cotton), 631 nucleotides long. RefSeq lists its product as uncharacterized. The record is from RefSeq and is a predicted model, not a curated record. The transcript is spliced from 5 exons. The coding region runs from base 100 to 459 and encodes 119 amino acids. NCBI's taxonomy places the organism in Eukaryota, Viridiplantae, Streptophyta, Magnoliopsida, Malvales, Malvaceae.